This is a messenger RNA of Penicillium concentricum, 633 nucleotides long. RefSeq lists its product as uncharacterized. Lineage: Eukaryota; Fungi; Ascomycota; Eurotiomycetes; Eurotiales; Aspergillaceae. The record is from RefSeq and is a predicted model, not a curated record. The transcript is spliced from 3 exons. The coding region runs from base 1 to 633 and encodes 210 amino acids.
AUGCGUUUCGAACUUGUCAUUUUGGCUCACCUUGCCAGCUCGGUGACUGGUCUUGCUGUCGUACAGGGCGGUAACAAGCUGAUCAACGUUCGCGCUGAUCCAGUUACAACUUUCGUCCCGAUACCCUCUCCUACUGCAUCGUCUCCGUCUCCCCCUGAAGAUAUUGAGGAAUGCCCCGGCGCGCCUGGUUACUCCUACUCCCCGGUUGAUUGGCGCAUCAAACGCCUAGGCGGUACUCGUCCCUGGAUCCAGAAGACCUGUCUGGAUAAAGAGCCUAGCAAAGGUUAUGGUACCGACAUUCACGUUGAGCGCGGCUGUAUUAUGAUUGAGGACUCAAAGCAAUGCGCGCCUUCGUUCGGCAGGGUUGGAUUGCGUCCCGAGGAGGAACCCUACCACGCCAAUGCGACGAGUGAUAGCAUACUCAGCGUUGAGCUAUAUGCUAUGUUCGACGGUAACGAUCAGAAUCCUGAAGUGACUCCUCCUUGCCGGCUCUCGGUACAAUGGCCUGGCGACUGGCGUGAUCUGGACUUCACCGCCGAGAACUGUAUUACGGAUCGCAGUGGAGAGUGGAAAGAGUGCUGCCCCAAACGUGGAAAUAACAAUGAUCGAGUUGUUCGCAAUCCAUACGUGUGA